Phytomonas sp. Hart1 is the source of this 306-nucleotide messenger RNA. NCBI's taxonomy places the organism in Eukaryota, Euglenozoa, Kinetoplastea, Trypanosomatida, Trypanosomatidae. The record is from the annotation of a GenBank genome assembly.
AUGGUCCUCUCGAGAGCUGUGGAGGAUGAUGACCAUGGUCUCACCCUGUUUCCGUUGAUUGACUUUUGCACCCACAGCUUUUCCCCCAAUGCUCGCAUCAUGGUAUGCAAAACGAAAGAGGAAAACUCUAAAUUCGGCGUCAAGUCACAUGAUAGUUCUGUUGUCUCUGCUCAUCUCAUAUCGCUCAGGGAAAUCAAAGCUGGUGACGUGAUCACCCGCCUGUUUGACAGGCGUGGAGUGGAAUCUACGGAAGACAGAGAGUAUUGGAAAAUGCGGUGGGGUUUUGUUCCUGCCAAGAAUAGUUAA